CUGUUAUACAGCCACACAAAUAUUGAUAAAGAUAAAACAUGUCGCAAACAAACGAUCAGGCAGCCUUAGGUUAACAUCUGUUCUUUUAAAAAAUUGCAGCCAACUUCGCCUUAAUACAACCGCCAUUAUAAUUUAAAAAACCAAAAAGCCGCGCUAUAUUUUGAUAAUUUGCAUUUCAUCGACGAUAAAUAUAAAUAAGCAGAGCUAAUUUGUUAAACAAAUUUAUAAUGGGCUCUAAACAAACGAAAAUUGAGGGCACUUAUUUGCCAGAGACACCUAUAGUUCCAACUAGUACAUCGUGUGUACCGAUUGUCAUGGAAAAUACGUUUGAAUUUGAGGAAAUUAGUGAUGAACAAGACCCUCGUUCGCCAAAUAUGUGCAGAACUCCUAUUAAUAUCUUUUCGACGAAAAAUCAAACCAACGCCUGUAUACAACGAAUGGAAGUAAAUCGCGAUUCCGAAAGUGCAGUAGCCCAACUACGUAAAAGAAUUUUCAAAGGAUUUUCCAACAACCUAACCGAUCCACGUUCACCCGGUUAUCAAUUCAAUCGCACACCGAUCUCUUUUGACGACUCGCAAGAUAAAAUAUUGAAUCUAGAUGAUACAUUUGCUGAUUUAUUUGCCGCCACUCAAGCACUACCUAUCACAUCAGAGCAUCUAAAAUCAAAAUAUGACGUAGAAUUGCCUUCCAGCAAAAAAGCAGAAUAUAUAAAUUCAGUUGUUUCCGUAGAAGAAUUCAAUGAUGCAAUUGAUAAAAUGAGUAAUAGCAUAGAUUUUGCACCUAAAAAUAAUACUUAUGAAGAUGAUGAAACAAAAAUAGAAACUAUUGAAGAAGUUGCUGAGUGUUCUGUUUCCUGUAAAGAAAAGUCAUCAACUAAAAUAGAAGAUGUUUUAAUACCUAAGCCAGUUUUACUACAACGCUCACCAAAAAUCAUACAAGAUGAGAUUGAUCCACGUUCGCCCACAUUUGGUGUUGACCGAACACCUAUAAUGUUUAACGAUGAUGACGAUGAAACUACCGAAAGCGUUCUGUUGGAAAGCAUAUUAGCAACACUUUCGCUUGAUAUGAGUGAUAACAGUAUUUGCUCAACCAGUACAAAUAAUCAAAAGACUGCGGUGGAAGCAAACAAAGCCGAUCGGCAAGGUCAACUCUUUAGAAAAAUUACUCAUAAACGUAUGCGUCGCACACGUGCUAAUGAGAAAAUACCAUUAACCACACGCCGUAUUACAAAAGAAUUGCAAAUGUCGCCACAGCGUUUAGUUUCUGAAAAUUCGGAAAAUGGUCCUAAGAAUAUGAAAUCGCUUAAAUUAAAACAAAAGGAGUCACGUGAAAAUGGCAUAAAGAGAACUCCGCUUAGCUGUAUCAAAAACAGUAAUGAAUUUCAUUCAAGACUAACGGAAAAAAAUAAAAUGGUUAGAUCUCGUUUGGAAUAUACCAAUGAUGAGAGUAUAUCUAACAAAAUUCACAUCGAAUCAUUGGCCAAUUAGCUAUGCACUCAGUGGUUUGAGUAGUUCAUUUAAUUACUUCUGCAAAGUAAACUAUAAUUAACAAUUUUUACAUAUCUACAUAUUUAUGUUGCACUUACCUAGCUUAUUGUCAAAUAUAAAUGUUAAGGCUGAGAUUUCGCUUAUAAUGGCAUAUUUUAUAAGAUUUUUGUGUGUUUCAAUUAUGAAAGGUUCUUGUAACUGAAUCAUACCUUUCUUUCUACACAUUUACCUAAUAAAAAAGUUAAAUUUAA
Molecule: messenger RNA, 1738 nt
Organism: Bactrocera oleae (olive fruit fly)
Lineage: Eukaryota; Metazoa; Arthropoda; Insecta; Diptera; Tephritidae
Gene: msb1l
Product: msb1l
Source: RefSeq, a predicted model, not a curated record